CGAAAUUUUCAGACUGAAAGUAAAAGCGAUCGCCGGGUAAAUUCGAUAGAUAUGAUUUUCAUUGCAGAACGAGGAAAGAUUUAGUUAAUUACAGACAAAAGAACAUCGGCUGCUGCUAUGGCUGAAUGUGUCUCGAACAUUCCUCGAGGGGAAGACGAUAUUGAGGACAUCUUGGGAUCUUUGCGUUCAAGGAUUCAGUCGAGGGACCCAUCACAUCGACCGGAUUUCGAUUACAAACUAAAGGAAAUAAGUGACUGGGUGAGGAAACAAAAGGAGUGUGCUCAGUCCAAAUCAACGCAAAUUCCUAUUGAAAAUCAGGGUAAAGUUAUCGUAGCUUUCAUAAAUACUUUAGACAAGUUUCGAAGUAAAAACACCCAUGAAGUUUACAAGGGAGUCUUGGAGAUCAUAUCUAGUGAGGCUGUCUUGAAAGGCAAGCCGUAUGGACCAGAACUUAAAGUGCUGUGCAGCAUCAUCAGUGCAAUUCUCGUUGUCAACAAGUCAAAGGAAUCAUGUGUUGUGGACAGAUUAGCGAAAGUAGUUCACGAUGAAUUGACUCUCUUCAACAGGAAGUUUCAAGACCAGAAAUAUGAUGGUCUCCGACGGCGUGUGUCAGACCAGAUCUUCCAGCUUCGGUCGAUGCAGCCUGGAGAGAAACUUGAUGAUGAGAAUUUAUGGAAUGAUUACGUUCAGUUUUUAGGCGAGUUGGCCAACAGGUUUGAGUCGCCGCUUCCUUUCAAGUAUGAAGACAGCUUGGCGGAAGAUCCUGAAGUGGCAGAUUGCGUAACAGCCUUGGUGACGUAUUGCGAAGCCUAUGGCUGUUUCAUGGCUCUUCUGUUAGCUGCUAAAGGAAAAUAUGUUGAGUUUAGAAGUGAGUAUAAAGUGAAUGAAGAGGUCGUGAAUCGAAAGAUCAGCCGUCAAAGAGAGGAUACGAAAGCAAAACUGGAUUUCUUGUCAGAUGAGAGGUAUUUGACCUUUCUUGGAAGACUUCCUCACCAUGGAGGAAAAUUGACCAAGAUUUUGGCUUUAAGCAGAAAUCUUCGGGCUAAGGGCUUGGUGGAGGUAGUUAGAGGAAGCUUGGAUUUGACACCAAUGCAGAGCCUUGACACUGUGGAAUCUGAUGCAAGAAAAGUUUCUCGCCAGUCAGUGAAGGGAAAAGCAGAAGGGCAUCAAAUUUUUAAUGGAUCCCCUUUGAAAUGUCUAUUUUUUUCACUUUGGGGGCCAAAGUUUUACGCUCAGUUCAUCAACGAGACAGACUUCCCCGUGAAAAUUGUUUCUGGAAGAAUCGGUCAGAAUAAAGGUAACCUUGAGAUUGUCCAAGUUCUUCAACCCCAUGCAUCUCAUUCACAGAGAGCAUUUUCCUUUACUGAUUUUAUGUGCGGGUUCUCUACUGGAGGCUACAUAAUCCUUUAUAUGAAUGGAGUCGUAAGCCCAGGUACGGAACCACCCACAGACGAUGCAAGGGUUAUCGAGUUUGCUUUAUCGCGGGGCCACAUGCCACCGAUUUUAAAUCACAAGAUUAACAUUGAGGACAAAACAAACAAUGAAUUUACGAGUGGUAAAGACACUUAUAAGAAAAUGAAUUCUAUGGAAACCAAGAGUUUGUAUUGGUUUGAAAGAGGAAUUCACUUCAUGGCAAGAGGAGAGAUUGUAACAGAAAGAUUCAAUAUAGGUAUCUGGCGUUUUCUUAUCCAGGAGUUUGAUCCUUUAGCUGUAGAAGAUUAAACGUGCAGUUUCACUUUUUAGCCUACAAGACUUUUCUUCAUGUUCAUGACCAUAUUGCCGCCAUAUUUUUUACUCGCAUAUACCCGUUCAGAUUAAAUCCUUCCGUUCGAAGGUGUAUAUUAUGUUAAUUUUGAUAUUUUUGGUUUGAAUCACUCUAAACAGCAGAACUAUCGCAUCACUGAUUCUGCUUGUUAAGACAUGUACUUUAUAGGUUUCACAAAUCGUAGCCUCCGUAAAUACCCAAGACAAGUUUCGAAGUGAAAGCACUCACGAAGCUAACGAGAGACGGUCGUCGAGUUAAUGUCCAGUGUGACAAUUUUGAUAGGCUAGCCAUAUAUGUAUGGACUUACCCUUUAAGUGCUAGGUAGCAUCAUAAGUUCAGUUCCCAUCGCCAACAAGCCAAAGGUAAGGCUUUUGAUUCGGUAAAACAUGACUUGUUAUCUGUCAAACUUAAACAGAUAGGUUUGAGUCCUUACAUUACCAAUUGGUAUCUGAGUUUUUUGGAGGGUAGGAAGCAGAGACUGUUGUAUGAUGGAUUUGUCGGACAAUGGAAAGAUGUUAAUAAGGGUACCACGCAAGGAAGUGUGAGCGGCCCCCAUUUGUUUACCAUAUUCCUUAAUGAUCUAGAGAUAAGUUUGAAUGGUAAAGAUAUUCUGUUUAAGUAUGCUGAUGAUACUAGUAUUGUUUCGCCCGUGUGGAAAGAACAGGAUAACUCUAUGGAUAUAGUAAGAGCAUUUAUGGAAUGGUCAGAGAAGAACUGUAUGUCUAGUAAUAGUAAAAAAUGCAAGGAGCUAGUUAUCAGAAAGAAAAGCUGUACGA
This is a messenger RNA of Stylophora pistillata, 2541 nucleotides long. RefSeq lists its product as uncharacterized. NCBI's taxonomy places the organism in Eukaryota, Metazoa, Cnidaria, Anthozoa, Scleractinia, Pocilloporidae. The record is from RefSeq and is a predicted model, not a curated record.